Messenger RNA from Sphaeramia orbicularis (orbiculate cardinalfish), 2355 nucleotides. It is a transcript of the gene gnb3a, whose product is annotated as guanine nucleotide binding protein (G protein), beta polypeptide 3a. NCBI's taxonomy places the organism in Eukaryota, Metazoa, Chordata, Actinopteri, Kurtiformes, Apogonidae. The coding region runs from base 286 to 1308 and encodes 340 amino acids. The record is from RefSeq and is a predicted model, not a curated record. Gene Ontology annotation, biological process: signal transduction. Gene Ontology annotation, molecular function: protein binding. The transcript is spliced from 9 exons.
UCCCUUCAUCCCUCCAAUCCUCAUCUGUUCCUCACAGGAGCAGUGGAGAGAGUGAGUGACAGAGGAAUAUCCCACUGUGUGUGAUACGAAAAGUGAAUGAGCGGGAGAGAGUUGCAACAAGCAGGUUGAACUUAUGACAACAAGCAAGGGGAAUCCGCUGGAGGAAAAGUGAUCUACCAACACACCUUGAGGAGUCUCCUAACUGCUCAACUUCAUUCCAGGAUUAUUAGAUCGUCUGUCAACUGUAGCUGUCUCCACUGUUGACAGUGCCUAACAAGCAUCACCAUGGCUGAAAUGGAGCAAUUGAGAAAAGAGGCAGAAAGCCUCAAAGACCAGAUCACUGCAGCCCGUAAGGCGGUGCAGGACACCACACUGCAGGAGGCAGCAAAUGCGAUCGCUGUGGUGGGGCGUGUCCAGAUGAAGACCAGGAAAACACUAAGGGGUCACCUUGCCAAGAUCUAUGCAAUGCACUGGUCCACUGACUCCAAGCUGUGUGUCAGUGCCUCACAAGAUGGAAAACUCAUAGUGUGGGACAGCAUCACAACCAACAAGGUGAAUGCCAUCCCUCUCAAGUCAUCGUGGGUGAUGACUUGUGCCUAUGCACCUUCGGGGAACCUCGUCGCUUGUGGUGGCCUGGAUAAUAUGUGUUCAAUCUACAACCUCAAGGGCAAAGAUGGGAAUGUGAAAGUCAUGCGAGAGCUGGCAGCACAUACAGGUUACCUGUCCUGCUGUCGUUUCCUUAGCGACAGUGAGAUCAUUACCAGCUCUGGAGAUUGCACUUGUGUUCUAUGGGACAUUGAGACAGGGACCCAAAAGACCGUCUUUGCAGGACACCAAGGAGACUGCAUGUCCCUGGCUGUGUCCCCGGACUUCAAGUUUUUCAUCUCAGGAGCAUGUGACUUCACAGCCAAACUGUGGGACAUCAGGGAAGGGACCUGCAGACAGACCUUCGGAGGACACGAGAGUGAUAUCAACGCAAUCGGGUUCUUCCCUAAUGGCAAUGCAGUGAUAACCGGCUCAGAUGAUGCUACUUGUAAGAUGUAUGACCUGCGUGCUGAUCAGGACCUCAUCACCUACCAGGACUCCAGCAUCAUGUGUGGGGUGACCUCCCUUGCCCCGUCUUUGUCCGGACGUCUGAUACUGGCUGGAUACGACGACUUCAAUGUCAAUAUCUGGGAUUCACUUAAAGCUGAGAGAGUGGGUGUGCUUGCCGGUCAUGACAACAGAGUGAGCUGUAUCGGAGUAUCCUCAGACGGCAUGGCGUGUUGCACAGGAUCCUGGGACAGCUUCCUCAAGAUAUGGAACUGAGUCUGCACCUCCAGCCAGCGAGCAGAAGGAGAGCUGUACCAUCUGCCUGGGACAAAGUGAAGACAAAUAAAAGAAUUUGGAGGAAAUAAUUUGGAGUUUGAGGGGAGGGAUGAGAGAUGAGAGGAGCCGUAUAGGGUGAGAAGAGGGGAAUUUAAUUGUGCCAAGUCCUAUCUAAUGAUGGAGAGGGGAUGUGAUGAAGAAUUUAUCUGCUCUUCUGUCACUUUCCUCUCUCUACACCUUUCUUCUCACAUUAUAGGGGGAUUUUUGAUGGGCUGGAGGUCUGAGAGAUGAUCAUUUCUAUCCAUAGUUACUUUGUGGCUCAAAUCAAUAAUAUAUGCACAUCUAUUGCAGCAGAUCACUCAAUGAGAACAGUUGCCAAAUUGAUAUGGUAGCACACUGGAUGACAUAGAAUUGAAUGAGUGUCAAGUUACAGCCUGUGUAGGUUCACAGUAGCUAAUACUAAUAUGCUGUGUUUUAUAUCAAGCAUAAAUUAUGUCAUACUGUAUGGAUUUAAUGAGCAUAUGUGUGUUGUUUCAAAACGUUUGUUAGUUUUCGUAGAUUCCCUAGAAGCUUAUAUGUACUCUCCAUUUUCUAAUUAAAGGAGUUUUUAGCUUGCAGAUGUCUACAUUAGUGGUUGUUUUGUUUGUAGUUGAUGAUCAUUAUUCACCAGGUCUUGGGGUCUCUUCGCUCCCCCUCCCCUCUGGUAGCUAGAUCUAAAAAGUGCUUUGGGUAAACAGUUAAAGUGACAGAUGGGAUAAUAAAAUUGUUUUCAUGGUUCACUAAGCGCUCACAAAAACAAUGACCCAUUUGUCUCAGGAUGGGACUUUUUGUAUGAUUGUUACAGAUGAUGACAGCCAUUGUGUGCAUAUGAAUCUGUAUAUAACAGCUUUUCUUUUCCUCUGGUGUAACACUUGGACAGUUGAUGUACAGGAAAAAAAACUACUUUAACAUGAAUGUGGAUGAUGGCCUCUUACACUGGAUAUACACUGUGCAACAUAAAGCAAUACUACCGUUUUUAAAGACUGUAAUAAAUCUGGGAUUCUGCAU